This is a messenger RNA of Cheilinus undulatus (humphead wrasse), 7499 nucleotides long. RefSeq names its product solute carrier family 4 member 11 (gene slc4a11). Bases 126 to 2729 code for a protein of 867 amino acids. The record is from RefSeq and is a predicted model, not a curated record. Gene Ontology annotation, biological process: monoatomic ion homeostasis; transmembrane transport; monoatomic anion transport. Lineage: Eukaryota; Metazoa; Chordata; Actinopteri; Labriformes; Labridae. Gene Ontology annotation, cellular component: plasma membrane; basolateral plasma membrane. Gene Ontology annotation, molecular function: solute:inorganic anion antiporter activity. The transcript is spliced from 21 exons.
UUGAUGACUUCGCGGCUCUCCCGUUACUUUUUCAAAUGAAGCGAAACAAAGUUAACUUCGCUGUUUUCUGAGGAAAAGGACCAACAAAAGGUGGAGAUAGAGAAGACAACUCGACGUUUCUGGGGAUGGGGGACAUUAUGAAAAGUGUGAAGGACGAUGGAGAGGUGAUGGGAAUGACAGAAAAUCGAUUUACAAGAGAGGCGCCUCCCUCUGGGAUGUCCAAGAAUGGAUACUUCUUUCAAGAAAUGGAGCAGCGGGAGGUGGAGCAGGAGGAGGGCAGCGAGGGCCGAGAGGAGGGACAGGACUCGCCGAUCGCCUGCGGAGAUGACAUCCACCUCUAUGACAACCAGAUCAGCCCUGGGCCAGAUGCUGAUGACUCUGGUUGUGUUUUAUUGAACACAUCAAGAAAGUAUGUGAAGCUGAUGAAUUUUGAGGAGGAGGUUCGGGCGCACAGGGACCUGGAUGGCUUUCUAGCGAGGGCCACUAUCCUGCUGGAUGAGACGGCUGCCUCCUUGGAUGAUGUUCUGAAGAGAAUGCUGCACCAUGUGGGCCAGGACAGCCAUGUAUCCGAGCCCAGCUGCAACUUCGAGGAGGUGAUGAGCUUGCUUUUCACCGAUGCAGGUGCUCAGGAGGUCAACGACAAGUCUCAAAGUUUCGUUUUCUUUGAUGACGUCCACCUGCUGUCAGAGACGAUCCAAGGAGUGACGGCCACCGCCACCGGAGUCCAGUACCAGCAGUCAUGGCUCUGCAUCCUCUGCAACGUGAAGCAUCUCCAGAGGCGUCACGUGUGCAUCUCCCGCCUGGAGAGGCCGCAGAACUGGGGGGAGAACUGCUGCGAGGUCCGCUAUGUCAUCCUGAUACUGGCCCCGCUCAAAAUGAAAAGCACCAAGACGGCGAUGGAGCUCGGCAGGACGUUCGCCACCCUCUUCUCUGACAUUUCCUUCAGGCAGAAGCUGCUGGAGACAAAGACGCAGGAGGAGUUUAAGGAGGCGCUGGUGUUCCAGAGGCAUCAGCUGACGGCAACCAACCAGCAGCCCACUGCUCUAGGAAAGGAAGAGACCGACCCCCGCAGUCACAAACCCCUUAAGUGUAAAGACUUCUUCAAAGCUGGCCGGGGGAUUUAUGAAGACUUGUGCCGCAGGCUGCCGUUCUACCCCUCUGACUUCACAGAUGGUAUAGUUGGCAGCAACAAAACUCUGCUGAAGUACAUGACCACGGCCAUCUUCCUCUACAUCGCCAUCCUCCUUCCCGCCAUUGCUUUCGGCUCCCUCAAUGACGAGAGCACACGUGGCGAGAUAGAUGUUCGGAAGACCAUCAUUGGCCAGAGCAUCGGCGGGGUCAUCUACUCACUGUUUGCCGGCUCUCCUCUGGUCAUCCCUCUAACCACAGCUCCCCUCGCCAUUUUCAUCAGCGUGAUUAGAGGAAUCUGUGACGACUACAACCUGGACUUCCCAGCUUUCUACGCCUGCAUCGGUCUGUGGAACUGCCUCUUCCUCAUCCUUGGAGGUAUCUUCAAUGUCAGCCUGCUCAUGAAGCUCUUCAAAAGGUCGACAGAGGAGGUCAUUGCCCUGUUUAUUUCCAUUGCAUUUGUUGUAGAUGCAGUGAAAGGCACAGUCAAAAUCUUUCACAUGUACUACCAUGCUCCAACACUGGCUAACAGCAGUGUAGAAGACUUCCCUCAAAGUGGAGAUUUACUCGCUGGAAACAGGAGUGAGACAGCAGCCGCAUUAGCAAUCAACGUUCUCCCUGAAACCUUCAUCCAGUGCACUCGAGAAAGGCCUGUCCUCUGCCUCCUGCUGAUGCUCGGAACGUUAUGGAUGGGCUACACCCUCUACCAGUUCAAAAGGAGUCCAUUCCUGCAUGCCAAAGUGAGGGAGGUGCUGUCGGACUGCGCCCUGCCGAUCUCAGUGCUCCUGUUCUCCUUCAUCGGCUCCUACCUUUUCAGCGACAUUGAGCUUCCAGUGUUCAAAGUUCACGACCGGCCGAUCUUCAACGUGGCUCCGUUUGAGCGUCUGUCUGCAAUGAAUGUCCUUAGCGCCAUGGGCCUUGGCUUCCUCCUCGCCCUGCUCAUCUUCAUCGACCAGAAUAUUGUUGUGUCGCUGACCAAUGCACCAGAGAACAGGUUGCUGAAGGGCACAGCGUAUCACUGGGACCUGAUGCUCUCCGGUCUCAUUAACAUACUGAUGUCAGUGCUGGGGUUGCCCUGGAUGCAUGCCGCCUUCCCCCACUCCACCCUUCAUGUUCGCCAGCUGGCUUUCGUGGAGCAGCGCGUGGAGGGGGGGCACCUCUAUGAGACUAUCGUCCAGGUGAAGGAGACACGGCUGACGUCUCUGACUGCCAACAUCUUUAUCGGCGUGUCGGUGCUGCUGCUGCCCCUCCCGCUACAGUGGAUCCCCAAACCGGUCCUGUACGGCCUCUUCCUCUACAUCGCUCUCACCUCCAUCGACGGAAACCAGAUGUGCGACCGCAUGGCUCUCCUCCUCAAGGAGCAGACGUCCUACCCGCCUACCCACUACAUCCGCAAAGUGCCCCAGAGAAAGAUCCACUACUUCACCUUCCUGCAGAUGAUGCAGCUGCUGGUGCUGUGUACGUUUGGCAUGUACCCGAUACCGUACAUGAAGAUGAUCUUCCCUCUGCUCAUGAUCCUGCUAAUUCCAAUCAGGAACAACGUGCUUCCUCAUAUCAUUGAGGCCAAAUACUUGGACAUAAUGGAUGCCCAACACAUGUAGCUACAGGUGGAACCACAUGUUCUGGAAACACAAAAGAGACGUCCAGAACUAAAGAAAAAAGAAACGAGGAGUUAAAAAACAAACAUAUUUUUCAAUGCAAAACUGUACGGAAGCAAAAAAAAAAGGAAGGAGAAAUAGCGACUGUUUGAUUUUUGUAUCUGAUGAGAACAGUCUUACAGGUGAAGCACUGGAAAUGUGGGACGUCGGGUGAGGAGGAGAGAUGAGGGGAAAUGUUUUUCCGGACAUGGACAGACAGCAUCUCUCCCAGGAGGAAAAAAAAAAACACACACAAACGGGACCGCCCAGAACUCCCUGUUUCACCUCUGUUUGACCCUGUCAGAUUGUUCAGUGCCAUAUACCUCCAUGUUCUCCUCUCAUACCUUUACAUUUUAUGCUAACAUUUUACUGCAGUGUGUUCAUCUGUGUUUUAAGCUAUGGGUAAGUGCUUCAAGUACUCACUAGUACUGUGUAAGUAAGAAAAAUGCUGUCAGUAGAGCGCUUAGAAAGGUGUAACUGCACAAUGUAAGUAUGAACAGUAUCUGUUUCUGACACUUUGACACUCACAUUGUGUUUUUACGCUAUCAUCAGAGGCGAUUUUACAUACUUACACCGUAUUGAUAAGUGCUUAAACACUUCUCCAGGAGGAAGAGCACUGCAUUUAGGCCACAGCAAAGAAAUCUUUUAUAUUUCUGUCAUUGUGCAGUGUUAAACCUCUUCAUUCCUCCACCUUUUAGCUGUGAUGUCCCUUUUUCUAUGAAGGACACUUAACAUAUUUCUUUCAGAAUCAUUCCAACAGAAGUCAGCGUUCAUUAAAAAGAGGGCAAAUGAGCGUGUUUGUGAGAGCGUGUGUUUGUGUGCUUGUGUCAUGGACACAUUCCUACUCUGUCCUCCAUCUAGCUUCUUGCCAGCGUUUCAGAAAACCUCAUUUUUUAAGAUGAAUAAAGGAAUACAUUCCACAGUUAUAUGUAUGAAUAAUAAAUGUAAUUAUUUAGAAUGACAGCACAAACCAAAACAUCUAGUGAAAUCUUUAUCAAAUUAUAAAUAUAUUAGAAUAUAUUAUGGCAAUAUACAAAAAGUAUUUUAGGUUAAAUUGAAAUAGAAUAUUUAUUUAUCAUGAUGACAGUCUAUCUUUUAAGUGCUAAAUGAUAAUUUUGUGUGUUUACCCUGAACUGGAAAUAGAUUUAUACGUCUCUUGUUUGUUUCUUUACAUUCCACGGGUUACUGAUUGUUGAAUUUUCACUGUUGUUUCAGUUCAGACCAAAAGAUUCAUGACUCAACGAGAUCGUCUAGGACAUUUAAUCUGGAACGUCCUCUAUAGCGAUUGCAUCGGAUUUGUUUUGCAUACUUCAAUCCAUUUUGGAAAGGCAGAACCUUUCAAACAAAUAUAAGAGAGUGAUUGGAUGAACGGUCUUGUCUGUCACGUUCAUUAUGAGCCAAUCAGUGCAACAGAUGAGAGUUUAGGUGUGCACUUCCCCAGGGAAUAAACUCUGUAACACAAGCUUGACAUGCAGCCAUCAACUUUGUUCACCAUCAGUGGAUCAAGUUGAUAAAUUAAGCUCUUACUGAAGCUGGUUGGGAAGACAGACAGCUGCUCUACUAAGGAAAGCUCUCAGUCUGGUUCUCUGCUCUUCUAUAAAGAAAGAAAUGUCUAGUUCUGAUAAAACUGCCGUUAUAGCUGCAUCCAUGCUAAUGUCCUCACUAGCCAGUAGCCACCAUUGUUUACAGACUUGCAAUACAACUAAACCAGGCCAGUAGCUACUGCCUUGUUCUCCUGAAAUGAAGCCGAUUCAUUUUUUAAUUUUUCAGAUUGUGCACAAAUGUUACAGAUUACAGCUUUGCAAGAUGGAUCUGCCUGACGACAGGUGUGAAAUCUGGCCAAUCUAUUGGCUUUGCAAGAUUAAGGGUGUCCAUGGUCGGUGCAUUUUUUCGAUUGGUGUGCUUAUUACAAUUCAAAACCAAUGCAGUCCAGCAUUCUCAGCGCCCUGGACAGAAAACCAGCCUCAGCAUCAGCUGUUUUUGUCACCACAUUUAAAGCACUCUAGUGGAAAACGGUUCAACUCAUUAAUGUCACUUGCAAUCAAAAUCAAGAAGAUCUGACUUAUCUUUUUGAGGAUAAAGUUUACAGCUGCUGCCCAUGUGAGGACAUGGUUGCUUUACAUUGUUUUGGUUUUCUUUGUGAUAUUUCCUUGAAAAGGGACAUUGGAAGCACACAGAGCUGUUUUAAAACAGUGUCAUAAAUAACAAGUUUCAUAGCCUUGCAAUAAUAACCACCAAUGUGAACUGCUCUAAAACUGAUGUUGUGAUUUUCGCCAACUGAAAACUACAGCUUAUGGCCACACUGAUGGCCUAAGCAGUUGGGCUGCACCCCAUGUAUGUGGACAGCCCAUGUUUUAGUCUGGCCUUUGGUUACUUUCCCGCCUGUCUCAGCCCUGCUCUCUCAUCCCUGUUUCCAACUCUAUUACAGUGCCAAAGGUCUUAACACUCCCGCGUUGUUUAAAAUUAUUGUCAAGCACAUCCAAAACGUGCUCCCACCACUUUCAUCCAUGCCAGGGUCAAGGAAGCGUACCACGCAUGACCACACUAUGGAGCUCACUAGUCAAAAAAGAUGUUUUUUUGGGCAUGGCACAAAUUGCCAAACCCUCAUUGAUUACUUUUGUUGAGAAGCAGCCCUGUCUUUAUGACAAUGAAGGUGAAAUUCACAAAAGACAGAACAUCUCUGGCCUCAAACUUCCAGCACAAAUUGGCAUAAGCCUCCUGGGUAUUCCACUGAAGUAUCCACGGAUCUAUCUGGAUCCUCCCUUUUUUGUAUGUUUUCACUUUUUUAACUUCAGCAAAAUUGAACUUUGCUAACACUUUGUUGAUCUAUUACGUUGAGCUGAAUGUGUGGUCUGCCACAUAUCUAAAGGAGACACUUUGCAGUGUUUACGUAAUUGUCAGGGAAAAGGGUCAAAUACGCUCCAUUCUCUCGGCUUAGUAUCAGUGUUGAAUUUCCUCCAAUAGCAUUGUUUGACCAUUUUUCUUAGUUCUAACUGCAGAAAUGUUAAUAAAACUGCAGUAAAAUCUUCAUUUAUGAUGCUUUCUUUGAAGGCCUUUCUUGGUGCAUUGUGUAGUUGCAAGCUAUGUUUUUGACUCAUAAAGUUGAAACAAUGGGUUGUGUGCAACUGAGGCAUCAAUAUUGCACACUAGUAGUUGUGUGCAGCAACAAGACAAGACAGGCAUGGUGGUAAUAGAUGCACAGAGCAUCAUUGCAAUGAAAACGGUGCAGCAUCUCCACCAGUUGCAGUAGUAUGAAUAGACUUUAUCUCGUCUGUCAUGAAUCUUUGGUCUGAACUGGGGUUUACAUCGGGCUUUGUCGCAGUGUUUACAUAUCAAAGUCCCCUCCAGCUCCAUGUCAAAGACAUACACAGUUCUGGUGCAUUGCUGGGAACAAUGAACGUCAGGUAAAGGGUUAAAAAAAGGACUUAGAAUAGAAUUGUGGGCUUUGGGUUCAACAAAAAUGCAUCCUUUUUUAGUUUUAUUAGGUGAACAAGUGUUCAGAGACGAGUUUUAGAAUAAUCUGGUCUUGUUUUCUAUUUAGAUGUUAUGAUUAGAUCAAUGCUUGCAAACGUUGUCAUGUAAUACUCCAGACGUCUGGAGAGAUUAUCUUGUUAUCUACAGAGCAAAAACAGAAAAAAAAAUUAGGCAAUGGUUUGCUUAAAGCAUGCCUCAUCUGGGUUUUUGAUACGAUGUGAUGCCACUGGUCAUGUAUCCUACAAAAAACGUAGCAGCGUCUCAGUAAACCGAAUGCAAUGUUCAAUAUUCAGCAAUACUGUGUAUAAACUUCACUGAGAUUUGGGUUUCCCAGCAAAGGAAAAAAACAGGCCAGCUAUAUUUUUCAAGCAGCAACUUCUCAAUUCAUCCUCAUGCUACAAAAACCGCUCUACUCUGAUUCAAUGACUGCACACCUUUAGGAGAAAAAACAAGGGUUUGUCUUCAAGCACGGCAUCCCCAGUGCAGGUUUUAGUUGCUUUCCCAGUAUCCAAAUGGCAGCUCCCUCUUGUUCAACUUUUGUCUUACAGAUGUGAGAAAGAUGUCCAACUUAAGCAGAGAUAGCAAAGCAUGAAGGGAAAGCUUGGUGGCGUUUGCAUAAUCCUUGGACUGAGGCUUAAGACAGCACUAGUGACAGAACAGAGAGAUUGUGAGGUAUGAAGUAAUAUGUACAGUUUGCAAUGCAAAGUUUAGUUUCUUUCAACUCUCCAUUAUAAUCCACAGCAAGGUAUUAGUUUCUAACUUUGGCACGAGUACAGAGAUUUAACCAUUCUUCUUCUUAUGUGACAGUAUUGUUGUUGUUCCUUGAUAUCUUCUCUGUACUGAUGAUCUUUGGAAUAGCAGCAAACUUCUCUCAGAGGAUCGACUUUGGAUUCAGAGUGAACGACAUAUUACUCUGUUCGUGAAACCUUGACUCCCCUCCUCCUAAUUGGAUUUGUUUGAAAAAUUGCGUAUACUGUGGUGUUUUGGUUUAUUUUCUUUUUCUUUUCCCUGAUUUCAUAUAGCCUACUUUUUCUAAUCAUGAAUGUAAAGAUGUGUGGAUUUUUAUAUAGCAUAAUAAUUUAGGUGUCAAACAGAAACUGUAAUUUUGUCUAAAAGAUCAGCUAUAUUUGUAAGCUGUAAUAUGUAAAAAUGAGGAAAAAAAUGGUUAUCAAACAGAAUGUGUUGGUUUAUUAUAGUAUAUAUAUAUACUGUACACUGAAAAAGAGAGACUAUCUCAAGCUGUUUGCCAAAUAAAAAGUA